Messenger RNA from Loxodonta africana (African savanna elephant), 2452 nucleotides. Its product is annotated as olfactory receptor 8S1-like. Gene Ontology annotation, molecular function: G protein-coupled receptor activity; olfactory receptor activity. NCBI's taxonomy places the organism in Eukaryota, Metazoa, Chordata, Mammalia, Proboscidea, Elephantidae. The record is from RefSeq and is a predicted model, not a curated record. The transcript has a single exon. The coding region runs from base 1241 to 2176 and encodes 311 amino acids. Gene Ontology annotation, biological process: G protein-coupled receptor signaling pathway. Gene Ontology annotation, cellular component: plasma membrane.
AGCUCUUUAUGUGAGAAUAUAGAAGGAAGUAAUAAAAGAAAGUAAUAAAUAAAGAAGAAAUUUUAAAGUAAAUAAGUUGUAAAUCAGUGAAUAGGAACAUGCAAUACAUCAGCCUGAACAAAGAUGGAGAAACAGAAAGGUUCAUGGGGUGAUCAGGCGCAAACAGAUACCUGGCUUCAGCAGUGGGGAGUCUAGAGGACUGUGGGUGAUGAUUCUGGGAAGAUGGUUAAUGCCUUACAAUACAAACUGAGGAGUAUGGCUUUUCUCUAAGCAUUUCGGUAGGGCAGAAAAAGUUCCUGUUAUGCAUCAAAUGAGGCAGAGUCAAAUCCUUGCUAUUCAAAGAGCGAUCAGUGUGGGAAUCACAAGCUAUAUAAUCAGCGGGCUAAAAGGUCUCACCUAUGAAAUGAGUUUGGUAGUCUCACACUUCCCUCCCUCGAACACACACAUAUACACGUGCACGCCCACACUCCCGCAGGCAUUCAUGCACUGACUCAUACAGAUAUGUCUCUCAAGUUUUUCCUAGUGGAAAAUAUGUGAAAGUCAUUGUACAAGAUAAACUGCUAAACAAAUACAGCAUACUAAUAUUAAUCAGUUAAUGAAACAUCAGAGGGUUUUGAGUGGGUGAUAGAAGUGAGAAAAAUUGGCAUCAGGUUCUCCAGGAUGUCUGCUAGCAUUCCUAGAAGAUGAUGAGGAGUGUUGUGAAACACAAAGGCCUCACUGAGGGAGAUGGCAUAGUUUAGUUAUAGGGCAGUUCUUCAGCAGAGCCCUGGUAAUGCAGUGGCUUCGCUGCUAACUGAAAGCUCAGCAGUUUGAACUCACCUGCCUCUCCAAGAGAGAAAGAUGUGUUAGUUUGCUUCCAUAAAGAUUACAGCCUUGGAAACUUUAUGGACCAGUUCCACUCUGCCCUAUAGGGUCGCUAUGAAUCAGGAUCAACUUGAUGGCAAUGGUGUUAGUUCUCCAGCAGACCUUUAUUGUUGAUGAUGCCAUUGUGUAUUGGCCUUCUCAGGAAAGAGCCUAGUGGGGCUGAUCCAGAGUUCAGAAAUGCUGCAGUAGAAACCCAGAGAGGUAAGCACUGCAUGGAACCAUUGAGGGCAGUUGCAAUAGGUAUGAAAAUGAAGAUGGGACUAAGCAGAAAGGGAUAUAUAGUAAAAGAGAACAACAGAAUGCCCCCUGACAGCAAGUGUGGAAAGAACAGAUUUCAAUCCUCUUCCUGCUUUUGUUUAAAGAACAGUGGCUGAAAAUGGCCUUAGGGAACCACAGCACCAUCACUGAGUUUCUCCUCCUUGGGCUGUCUGCUGAUCCCAAGAUCCAGGCUCUGCUCUUUGUGCUGUUCCUGAUGAUUUACCUCCUGACCCUGAUGGGGAACCUGAUGAUGAUACUCGUGAUCCAUACAGAUUCUAAACUCCACACACCCAUGUACCUCUUCCUGAGUCAUCUCUCCUUCCAAGAUCUCUUCUAUUCAUCAGUCACGGUGCCCAAGAUGCUAGAGGACCUCCUGUCUCAAAGGAAAGCCAUCUCAGUAGACGGCUGUCUGGCUCAGGUCUUCUUUAUGCUUGCCACGACAGGGAUUGAGGCCUGCCUGCUCUCUGUGAUGGCCUAUGAUCGCUAUGCUGCCAUCUGCCAUCCUCUGCUCUAUGGACAGAUGAUGAGUAAACAGGUGUGUGUGAGGUUGGUGUGGGGCUCUUGGGUCGUGGCCUUUCUGGAUGCACUCAUCAACACCCUCCUGGCUUUGAAUUUGGACUUCUGUGAGCUCCAAACCAUCCCCCACUACUCCUGUGAGCUGCCCUCUCUCUUCCCUCUCUCCUGCUCUGACACGUCCACCAAUGCUGCAAUGUUGCUCUGCUCUGCCCUUUUCCAUGCCAUUGGAACCUGUCUCCUGAUCUUCUUCUCCUAUGCCCGUAUUGUCGCCACCAUUCUGAGCAUUAGCUCCACCUCUGGCAGAAGCAAGGCCUUCAUCACCUGCUCCUCCCACCUCACUGCAGUAAGCUUAUUCUAUGGCUCAGCUGUUCUCCGAUAUCUCAUGCCAACAUCAGGCUCUGCACUGGAGUUGGUCCUCUCCAUUCAGUACAGCGUAAUCACUCCCCUACUGAAUCCUCUCAUCUACAGCCUGAAGAACAAGGAGGUGAAACCAGCUCUGGGAAGAACGAUGCUAAGAUACUUAAAAUGUCUCAGAUAGCACAGAAAAGAUAGGGUACAAAGGAAAAGUAGAAUAGAACUGCAGCAAGACAUCCAAUGAUAUCCUGGUUGCCUAUUUGUCACUUGUUGCAAGAUACACGGCUGAUUCUCACUUGAUAAAAAUUAUAGAGGAAAGUGCUGGGAGCUAUUUUACUUGCCAGGGCUCAGAAUCUAUCCUAUUCAGAAACAGACCAAUGAGUCAGAAAACUCAACUUCAUAGAUUUGGUUAAUGACACGUUGAUUCGUGAUACAUAUUUUUGAAAAUCUUAUUAGGAUU